AUGUCCGGACAUUUUACGGCCCAGCACGGAGACGAGCUGCCCCUUGUAUUUAACAAUGUUCAGGGCGACCUGUCCGACAAGUCUCUGGUUCAAUUGGCCACUGACAUGAGUAGCAGCUGGUUCUCCCGCACAAAACGCUCCCUCGACUCCUGCGCCGGCAUCCUCGAAAGCAUAGGCGUGGAAGCCCGCGCGCGAGCCCGCUGCGCAUCCAUUGUCCAUGAGCACCAGAAGCGCAACAAGGCUAAGCGCAACAACAAACAAAUCCUCAACACCAACCAUCAAUAUAACGGCUCAUUCAUCUCGCCUGAUGACACCGAUGCCAUUUUCGCGGGGACCAAACACGUUCUCCUGAACCCGUACGGUGGGAACGGCCCGUACUACGUCCGCGGCGAACUCAUCCGCGAAGACGUGAGAGAGGACGAACCGAGUAUCCCGACUAUUGUCGAGGGCCAGUUCAUCAACUACGUCACCUGCGAGCCUGUCGCAGGGAUGUGGUUGGAUCUGUGGAAUGUCAAUUCCAGGCGUGCACACCGUAACGUGAACCGUACUGCGCUUCGUGGACUCCAGCAGGCGAAUGAGGAUGGUGUUGCGCGGUUGACGACUAUUCUUCCUGGUCACUACAGUGGGCGGACGAACCAUAUCCAUGUUAUCGCGCACUCGAAUGUCACUGUGAAUCCGAAUAAUACUAUUUCCGGGGGCAGUAUCCAGCACAUUGGACAGUUCUUCUUCGACGAGGACUCCCUUGACAAGGCUCGCCAGUUCUGGCCGUAUACUGAGAAUCCGUAUGCGAUUACCACCAACGCCGAAGGUGAUACCCUCCACCAGGAGACUGCGUACUCGAACUCCGACCCCGUGCUUCACUAUGAGUAUCUUGGUGAUAAGCUCGAGGAUGGGCUGCUCAUGUAG
This is a messenger RNA of Aspergillus glaucus CBS 516.65, 906 nucleotides long. RefSeq lists its product as uncharacterized. The record is from RefSeq and is a predicted model, not a curated record. The transcript has 3 exons. The coding region runs from base 1 to 906 and encodes 301 amino acids. Gene Ontology annotation, molecular function: iron ion binding; oxidoreductase activity, acting on single donors with incorporation of molecular oxygen, incorporation of two atoms of oxygen. NCBI's taxonomy places the organism in Eukaryota, Fungi, Ascomycota, Eurotiomycetes, Eurotiales, Aspergillaceae.